Enterobius vermicularis (human pinworm) is the source of this 3579-nucleotide messenger RNA. NCBI's taxonomy places the organism in Eukaryota, Metazoa, Nematoda, Chromadorea, Rhabditida, Oxyuridae. The record is from the annotation of a GenBank genome assembly.
AUUUCUAUUCCUAAUACUUCAAAACUGAACUGUGUCUCGUGGAUGCACACAAACCAUUAUAUUGUAGUCGGUGGCCAAGGAGGGGUUUUAAAAGUUAUUAAACUUUCAGAAGACUGCGGUAAGUAUAGUCUUCAAAAUAUUCUGUUUUUUAAAAGCUACUGUCUGUUUACAGGCAACGUAGAAAGAGCGGUGUGGAACGAAACGUAUCAAAAGUUGACCUCGAGUGAUAGCAAUGGAUUAAUUAUUGUCUGGUUGGUUCAAAAAGAAAGCUGGUUUGAAGAGAUGAUAAAUAACCGAAAUAAAUCUAGAGUAGUGGGCAUGGCAUGGAACUCAUUUGGUACAAAAAUUGCAAUAGCGUACGAAGACGGAAUUGUUGUUAUUGGUGCCGUUGAAGGCCAUGGUCUUUGGACAAAAACGAUCGAGCCUGAUCUUUGUGCAGUCUGUUGGUCGUCAGAUUCGACAUUGCUGCUAUUUGGACUUAAAAGCGGUAAAGUGUAUGCUUACAAUGCCAAUGGAGAUCUAUUGCAUCAGUUGCACACCCCUGAAGUCGAAAACGCUGAAGCAGAUCCUUCUUCUGACCUUGAAAGUACACGUAUCACGUAUGAAUAUCAGGUCAAUGGUAACCGUUCGAGGCUUUUUAUUGCUUAUCAGUGUGGUGUGGUUCAGUUAAUGCGAAAUAACACUGAUCCCUUUCCAGUGGUUGUACGAAUAUCGAACUUAAUAAUCAAUGGAGCCAAAUGGAGCCCAAAUGGUCGAUUUAUUGCAAUUUGUGGCGCUGAAACUGUUCUAGAAACAUGCCGGAACGUUGUUCACUUAAUGUCUGCGUACGGCGAGCAAUUACGAAUGCUAUAUUUGCCGGGAGAAGCAAUUAGCGAUUUGAGUUGGGAAGGCACUGGAACUCAGUUGUGUUUUGCCAUUGACAGUCAUAUCUUUUUUACAAAAGUUCGAUAUGAUUAUAAAUGGGCGUACUGUGGACAAACAGUGGUUUUCGGUUACGAACCAAAUGAAGGUUUACGACAAUGUGUGGCAUUUUUCGAGACCAAGCUGGAAGAGUGCUAUUUAAAAUAUGUUAAAAAACUUAUAGGAGUUUCAGCCUGUGGAAAUCACUGUGUUAUUGCAACUAAAGCUGAUGAACAACUUAAUGAAUAUCAACUACAAGUUUGCAAUGGGAUUGGAACACCGGUGGACAACAAAACUAGCGAAAUAGAGCCGCGAUUUAUGGCUAUGAAUCGGUCAGUGGUAGUGGUUGCCAGCGAGGAGGCAUUUUUUGUUUGGCAUUUUACGAAUCCGGAGGAGAAGCAGAAGGCAUCGAUGACCUUAGAAGGGACUUCGUCGGACAUAAUUUACUUUGGAGACGAUAUUAAAUAUAAUGAUGACAAGAAAGCGGAUGGAAGCAAGAAGGCGAUGCGAGAUUUGUUUUGUGCAGUUGCAGUCUCAAACAAUUUCUUUUUACUGUGCCGACAAUCAGGAAUGGUUCAUCGUUACACUUUGCCGGGUACUCAACUGCAGUCGUCAUUUUCGUUGGGUUUACGACCAGAUCGGAUUCAUUUGAACUGCACUGGCACCAAGGCCGCUGUGCUAGUUUCACAAGUACUGAAAUUUUUUCAGUUCAAAGAGCAUGGCGCUUCACAGCUGAAAUACGAACGGAAAGACGUCUGGGACUUUAAAUGGGAUUCUGAAAAUGAAGACGCAAUAGCUGUAGCCGAAAAGAAUAGGUUGUACAUUUUGAAAGAUCUUAAAGCGGAUGAACCUGUUUUAAACAAUGGAUACAUUUGCUCAUUUGAUAAUCUGGUCAUGCGAACUGUUGAUAUGGAUGAAAUUAUGCUUAAUCCAGAAACGCCAAAAAUCUCAUGUAUUAAAGAAAUUGAAGACAAGUGUUUGAGAGAUGCGAAAAACAUGUUAGAAAAAGUUAACAUCCUUGGAGCGACAGAAUUUAUCGAGAAAAACAGUCAUCCAAAGUUGUGGUCAUUGUUAGCGGAAGUUGCUUUGAAACGACUGGAUACAGCAACCGCAGAACAUGCUUUUGUAAUGUUGAAAGACUAUGCUGGGAUACAACUGAUUAAAAGAAUUAACUCAAUUCAGCGAGAAGCAAUGAAAAAAGCCGAGGUAGCCCUGUUUUAUGGACGAUUCAACGAAGCCGAAGCCAUUUACAUCGAGAAUGAUAGAAAAGACUUGGCAAUUGCAAUGCGUUCCAAGUUUAAUGAUUGGUUUUACAUAGCGGAAGAAGCUGCCAGAAGUCAAGGUUCAUACGGCGAUGAUCAGCUGCAGAGAAAGGCAUGGAAAGAAAUUGGUUUACAUUGCCUGGAGCGUCAAUCCUGGGGUAAAGCUAUGGGAUAUUUCGAGAAAGCUGAAAGUUACGAAUACAUGAUUAGAUGCGCCUUGAUGACUGAAGAUUAUGACAAGCUGGAAUCAAUUGCCAAACAGCUACCAGAUGGCAAUUCUCUCCUGGAGGAAAUUGGCGAUCUUUUCGGAGCGGCUGGGCUCUGUGAACAAGCUGUCUCCUGUUAUCUCCGGUGUGACAAAGCAAAAGCUGCAUUGGACAUUUGUGUGCAGCUGAACCAGUGGGAGAAGGCUGUGCAAUUAUCUAAAGAUUAUAAUUUAAAAGAUAUUGACUUUCUGCUGAAGAAAUACACGGACCAUUUAAAAGACAAAAGCAGCGAGAAGACGCUUGCUGUUGUACAACUUUAUCGUAGAAGCGGCAACUACAUCAAGGCAGCAAGGAUUGUUUCUGAGAUUGCGAAUGAGGAAAGGAAAAAGCAAGCUCAACCUUUACGGCUUAAAAAGCUCUAUGUUCUAAAUGCCCUUCUGAUUGAACAAUAUCAUCAGCAUCAUAGGAAGAAGAUAGCAAAUAAUGAUGAUGAGAAGUCCAAAGUAAAAAUCGCUUUGGAGGAGUUAAUGGAAGAAAAUACAAGCCUUUCUGUUGCAGACUCCAUCCUUAUAGAUAACGCUUGGAGGGGUGCUGAAGCCUACCACUUUUACAUGCUCGCUCAGCGACAGUUUUAUCAAAAACGCUUAGAAGCAGCUCUGAAAACUGCCGUACACCUUACAGACUAUGAGGACUACAUAGAUCCUGUAGAAAUAUAUUCUUUGCUGGGUAAGCAAAAGGCCGAACAAAGGUUAAUUGUGCAAGAAGUAGGAACAAAACAUAAGGAGUUUCUUUAUGUUCGUCUCCUCACAAUCUGUUUUGCUGUAAAUUUAGCUUUGAUAAGUUGUGCUGCUGGCCAGUUCUACGUCUGUAGCCGUGCGUUCAUGAAACUGGAAUCGCUUCCAACAUUGUCUGAACAGGAGAGGCAGUCAUACAGCAAACUGGCUAUAGAAAUAUUCACAAAGCAUCCUCCUGAAGACACAAAGCAAGCUUUGGUGGAGUGUCCUUACUGCAAAGGAAAAAUUCAGAAUUACUGUUCGUCGUGCCCUCAUUGUAACACAAAUUUUCCUGCCUGUGUGAUCACUGGACAACCCCUGCUAGAAUAUCAUUUCUGGAGUUGUCCUUCCUGCAAACAUCGAGCCUCUGAACGUGAAAUCAGAUCAGUUAAGUACUGUGCACUAUGUCAUUUUAAUUUAGUUAACGAACUAACUUAA